Molecule: messenger RNA, 3293 nt
Organism: Carcharodon carcharias (great white shark)
Lineage: Eukaryota; Metazoa; Chordata; Chondrichthyes; Lamniformes; Lamnidae
Gene: gen1
Product: flap endonuclease GEN homolog 1
Exons: 14
Coding region: 95-3103 (1002 amino acids)
Molecular function (GO): 5'-flap endonuclease activity; four-way junction DNA binding
Source: RefSeq, a predicted model, not a curated record
UGUGCGCAUGCGUAUUUCUUGACUGUCGGAUUUUUUUUUCCGUCUCACUUCAGGAAGACCUAUCAGCCAGUAUCCUGAAAUAAAAACUGAAAUCAUGGGAGUGAAUGACUUGUGGCAGAUUUUAGAGCCUGUUAAAGAAUAUGUUCCAUUACAAAAUCUUAAAGGGAAAACCUUGGCUGUGGACAUGAGCUUAUGGGUUUGUGAGGCUCAAACUGUGAAAGGCAUGAUGGGAACUGUUAUCAAACCGCACCUCAGAAAUUUGUUUUUUCGCAUUUUAUGUCUCUCUUUGAUGGACGUGAGACUUGUCUUUGUGGCAGAGGGAAAUGCACCAAAAUUGAAGGCUGACACAAUGCAUAAACGGAAUGAGGCAAGACGUGGUUUGCCCAGAAAGCCGAGCAGCUUUACUGUUCGAACAAAAAGAUCCCAUUUUAAAUCUGUUCUUAAAGAGUGCUGUGAAUUGCUGGAUUGUUUGGGCAUCCCAUGGGUUUGUGCAGCUGGUGAGGCCGAAGCUAUGUGUGCCUACCUAAAUGAAAAUGGAUAUGUCGAUGGCUGCAUCACCAAUGAUGGUGAUGCUUUCUUGUAUGGAGCUCAAAUUGUGUACAGAAACUUCACCAUGAACACAAAGGACUCUCAUGUGGACUGCUAUAAAAUGUCAGCAAUUAAAUCCAAAUUAGGCCUUGACCGAGACACAUUGAUUGGUUUUGCAAUUUUGCUUGGCUGUGAUUACUUGCCAAAGGGAGUUCCAGGGGUUGGGAAGGAACAGGCUUUGAGGUUGGUUGAGACAAUGAAUGGACAGAGCCUACUUCAGAGGUUUAAACUCUGGAAGCUAGAAUUUGAGGAUGUUGCUACUCGUGAUACAGCUGUUGAAAAAAAAGCACACUGCUCAGUGUGCCGACACCCAGGAUUAGCCAGGGAGCAUGCAAACAAGGGCUGUCGAUUAUGUGCAAGUGAUCGGUGCUGUUUACGGCAUGGUAAUGACUAUCUAUGCCCUUGUGAUUGGCAUCAGGCAGAGCAGAAGAGGAAAGCCAGUUUGGUGGAGAGCAACAUCAAAAAGAAAGCAAAAGCUUGUGAGCAUUUCCCAUUCGAAGAGGUGAUCAGAGAAUUUCUUAUCAGUAAAGACCAGCUGGUUCAAAAUGUUCAAUGGAAGCGACCAAAAUUGCUUUUACUUCAGAAUUUUGCCCUGGAUAAAAUGGAGUGGCCUAGACAUUACACAUGUGAGAAGGUGCUGAUGUUACUCUCACACCACGAUAUGAUGGAAAGAAAAUUGGGAAAAAGAGAUGCGUGUCAUUUACAACCAAUAAGCAUUGUCAAAACAAGAAUUCGGAAUGGGGUUCCAUGUUUUGAAAUCCUAUGGGGAAAGCCAGAACAUUACAUUUACUCAAAUGAUCAAUCUGAAGAUUCUCAGAACACUGUCACAACCAUAGAAGAUCAAGUUCCCUUUCAGGCAGCAUACCCUGACAUGACUGCUCUAUUUCACAGGCAGAAAGCUGAAGAGAAGGAGAAGAAACAAAAAAGUAAAAGCAAGAGAAAAGACAGAAUAGCUCCAUUGCCUGAUGAAAUCACACAACUACUGGUUGAAAUGAAGUUACAACCUUCCCAUGAAGGUGAAGUUUCAGCAGGAAGUGAACCUGUUCAAAGAAGUGCAAAUCAGGAGGCAAAUCUCUCCAACUCCUCGCUUUGGAAUCUUUCCAUUGGCUUUUCAACUGAAGACUCUCAGGUGUCCAAAGAAUUCUGGGGAAUAUCUCCAAAUGAAAUUGCACAACCUGCAGUUAAACUCGGUGCAGAAAUAGGAAAAUCUGACUGUGAGUCUUUAUCUCUUACAGAAUCAGAAAAUAGAUUUAAUGCCUGUUCACUAUCCCCCUCGGUGUCUAUGUUAGUUGAAGAGUUGCAUUUGAGUAGCAUUGACUGGAGUCAAUCAUUUAGUACACCACUGUCGGAGUGCACUGCAAUAACUCGAGCUGAAACACCUGAAGAGGCUCACAUGGUCAUUAAUAAGAAGUGCUGUGUUCCCAUGGACUCUACCAGUAAACUGACAGAAGACGAGGCAUUGAAGGAAAAUACUGCAGUGUCUAGGCAAGAUCCUGUUCGAAAAAAUAUGAGGGAAUUAGUUCGUGAGGAUGCAUCUAUGCUGGAUGAUUUCUAUCAUCUACCUUUAAAAGACCGAAUUCUAUUAAAGAACUCAUGUCAGUUUUUAUCUCUACGUCAAUCAAGUACUAAUUCCAGUGGAACCAGCUUCCUGCCAUGUUCCUCUGGUCAUAAAAAUGAUGUGUCAUCUCCUAAAGCUGAUGUUGAGUGUCUUAUUCAAGGAAAGCUUGCAAAUAAUAUAACUUUUUGGAAUAAAGAGGGAUCCACUGGUUGUGACUUCUCAGACACUGAAUGUCUUCAGCAAGAGCAAAGGGACGUUUGCACUUCUGACCCAACUGCAACUCAACAUGCCAGACCGUUAACUGUGUUAGCUAAACGGAAUUUAAUGGAUUCAAUGGAGGAGGUUUUUGGAACUCAUGGUCCAGCUAUGUAUUCAUACCAAGCUUCAAAGAUGGAUAGCAUCUCUUUUAAACUGAAGAGAAACAAACCAGCCAAACUACACAGAAUGAAACUGGUGAAUGGAAAUGCUUCAACAGUUCAAAAAAAAAGUGUUUGUUACAAACUGUCAUCAUCCAGCGAAGACAGUGAUACUGAGAAUUCAAGAAUGAUACAAAAGCUUGGCGUAAAACCCAGAACUACAGAGAAUACUGUGAUGCGAUCCUGCAUUGCAAAUCACAGCCAAUUAUGGGCUCAGCAGACCCAAUCCAGAUCUGCCAUUGGUAGAGCAGGUCACACCAGGGUAGAUGCUGGAUGCACUCAACUCAAAGUAGUCAGCAAUGCUGGCAUUGGCACAACUGAACAAACUCAAUCAAUACAUCAGCACAGCAAAGCUCACAGCAAAAUUGUCACAUCCCAGAAAAAUACCUCUGAUGCUAAAACAGAGGGUGGAAGCACUGCUGUCCUGCCAAGACCUGAUCUGAGUGGUGUGCCAAUCCUUAAGCAGCUCAGCAAUAAUGAUGAUUCCAUCAUAGUAAUAAGUGACAGCCCCCUUCCAUUGUCAGAAAGGCUGAAGUUUUGACUCCAAAGUAUUUGAAUUAUUACUGAAAUGCAGGCACCCAAGAACAGGUUCUCUAGUGGCAGAACUUUCCCCCCCGUUGAGGGAGAUGUUGAAGAGCGGGCACGCAGAAGCACGCCUCUGAUCAGCGCCCCCGAUUGAGGGUGCGCUGCCAUUUUACAUGGGCAGGCCAAUUAAGGCCCACCCAGCGUGA